AGUUGCGUCAUCAUUGUAUCCGGGUCAAAGUUCAUGUUGACAUGUCCGUUAGCUCUUCGGCUAACAAAUGGCUGAGUUGGACAUUGGAAAACAUUGUCAGAUCGAGUCCUGCAAUCUCAAAGAUUUCCUUCCUUUUGUUUGUGAUUCCUGCCAUGGUGUUUUCUGUUUGGACCACAGAAGCAGAGAGUCUCACUCAUGCUCAGAGGAGCCUGUGAAAAAGGAUAUCCAGAGUGUUGGUGGCACGAAAAGUUAUCCAUGCUCAUUUGAAGACUGCAAGGGAAAAGAACUGCUGCCAGUUAUAUGUCCACAGUGUGAGAAACAUUUCUGUUUGGUCCACCGCCAUCAAGAUGAUCACAAGUGUGAAAAGUUGGAAGUCCAAAAGCCUCGAAUGGCUGCCACCAAAGAGUUGGUCCAAAAGAUUGUAGAGUCAAAGGAUCGAUCCAAAAGUAAAGGGCGCAGAGGAGCAAAGAACAGUGCGACUGCGGCUAAAGUAGCACUCAUGAAACUCAAGCUGCACGCUGCUGGAGACAAAGGCCUGCCACAGACCGAGAGAACGUAUUUUCAGGUGUAUCUUCCAAAAGGAUCUAAAGACUCCAGCCAGCCCAUGUUCUUCUGUUCCAAAUGGAGCGUGGGAAAAAUCGUGGAUUACGCAGCUUCACUCGCCAGCCUCAAGAACAACAACAACGUCUUGACUGCUAAGAAGCUGAGGUUAUGCCAUCCUCAGACAGGCGACGCUUUCCGGAUGGACGAUACUCUCCUCUCCCUGCUCGCUCACCCAGAGACUCCCCUAUAUAAUGGGGGUAAUGUAGUCCUGGAGUACCUGGACAACGACUGCACGGCCCUAGAGGAUGUUUCUGACUAUGUUACGCAGACCUGACCUGUAGAAACCAAUAGUUAAAUAACAGUUUACAGCUGGUGUGAGCAACUGCAGCCACUGUUUCUCUUCUUUGUAAUGCACUGUUGAAGCAAGAAAGAAUGCACAUGUACCACAUAUGGACCCAAUAAAUUGCA
Salarias fasciatus (jewelled blenny) is the source of this 1011-nucleotide messenger RNA. It is a transcript of the gene zfand1, whose product is annotated as zinc finger, AN1-type domain 1. NCBI's taxonomy places the organism in Eukaryota, Metazoa, Chordata, Actinopteri, Blenniiformes, Blenniidae. Gene Ontology annotation, cellular component: cytoplasm; cytoplasmic stress granule. Gene Ontology annotation, molecular function: zinc ion binding. Bases 68 to 877 code for a protein of 269 amino acids. The record is from RefSeq and is a predicted model, not a curated record. The transcript is spliced from 8 exons. Gene Ontology annotation, biological process: cytoplasmic stress granule disassembly.